CGACAGCAGGUCCGCGACACACCUAAAAUGGAGACAUGUUGUAUUUUUCAGGCCUGAGUGCCUCGCCUAUAACACGUUUGUUCAGUGCUUAAUCUCUCUUGUUCCAUACAUCUCGGACGGGACACUUCCCAACGCAUCACGGGGCAACGUUGUCAAGGAAUGCUAGCGAUGCCAUCGUUGCCGGAUAUUUGACGCGCAGGUACACCGACCGAUCUGGCAUUUACGGAAUGUUUGAGCGCAGGUAUAAACUCGAUUUCAUCUUAUCUUGCUGCAUUUCGUUCAAAACAUGUUCCCUUUCCUUCUUCUCUCAUCCACCUUGGUCAUCCUGUGUCCACGAGACCGUCCCGCCUAGUGCGGCUUCUUCCACCCAUAAAUCAUCCUCCCAAAUUCUCUCCCGCACGUUCGCCUCUCCGGCCCUUCCCUGCUGCCCCUUAUAUCCGGCCUUUCUGAAUCACAGUUGACCCUUCCCCUCUCCCCCCAUUCUAUGGAUCCAGGCCGGCCUCGUCAUGAGCAUUCUGCGCACCAUAGUCCUCGCGAUUCACCAUAUGGUACUGCUCUGCCUCCUAACGUCGACGAACGAAAUGUCGCGUCCUCCACUUCCCCUCGCGUCAUGACCUUGCCUUCCAUACAUCAUUUGCACCCAAACCUCCCGCCUGCGAGCGCGCCACUGCAGCAGAUAAGCUCAGGAUAUGCUUCCCAACCUCUUCCAACCUAUCUUGCGAGUGCAGCUUCACCAGGAAAUUCUCCGAGCACUCGCAAGGCACCUUAUGAUUCAGAUCCGGAGGAGCCACCAAAGAAGAAACGUCGCAGACAGGCGUUAAGCUGUACAGAGUGCAAGAGACGUAAGAUAAAAUGUGACAGAGCGCAGCCUUGCGGACCAUGUGCUCGCCGUGGUGAGCAGCACAAGUGUCAAUGGCACAUCAUCGAGCCCAUGGAGAAAUAUGUAACCCGAGCGGAGUUCGAUGAGCUUAAGUCCAGAGUGGACGAACUUGAAUCGAUCCUUACUCAAGUAGCUCCCCAUCUUAUACCCUCUCAUCCAUCCCAAGUGCCCGGACCGUCAUCCACGAUGCCCUUAACCCCUGGACCGCCAGUCGACCCCAUACAAGGCACUGCAAUUACGCCUUACCAUCAAGCACCUAUAACGACAGGUCCCGGAAUUUAUCACAAUAUAAUACCGUCAUUGAGAUCAUCCACCCGUGGAGAUCCGCCACCCUCUCCUCACGGACGUCUCACAGGACCUUCGCGUAGCCCGUUAGCGUCAUAUCGACAAACACCCCUGCCGCCGGGGCCGCCGCCACCUCGCCCGAUGCCACCUUCGCAGCCGCAAAUACCACCGCCUUUGCGUUCUUCGUCGAUAUCACCUGCGGUUUCGUCCAGUUCCCGUUUGCCCCCUACGUCGUCGACAAGCAGGACAUCUGUAGCGGCCUCGAGACGCGCAUCGCUUUCGGUGCCCAACUUAAUUACCCCCAACCCUCCUGAUAUGGCCUCUCAGAACCGACAGUCAAAAAAUCUGAGAGCGCAGGCGCCACCACCGCUGGGCCAGCGUCUGCGCCCAAUACCAGUUCAUUCAGGCUCAGCCCCCCACAUGUUUUACCCUCUACUUCCUCCCAUUCUCAAGCCAAUCGCCGUCGUUCCAUAGCAUAUGGAAGUGGAGAAGUAUCGCCACCAGGUUCCGGUUAUGUCUCAUAUCAAUCUGAAUACGUACGACUGAAUCCUCCGGCACCGUCGUCUUCGUCUUCAGGUUCAUUACCUGCAGGCAUACACGCUCGUCGAUCUACCAUAAGCGGUCCUUAUUUGCAACAUCCUUCUGGGGAAACCGAAGAUCAGGGCGGUUCAGCCCCACGUCGUAGUUGAUGAUCGCACCAUCAUGGUUUGACUGACACUCCUUGUGAGGAGUCGGCCGUAAGGAGUUUGGCUCCUCACCGUUGACUUGAUUGCAUCUUUCGUUUUUAUAGUAGCAAUACAGUAGUAUGUAUUACUCAAUCGUGCUCUAGUGUUAUAUUAUACCCUCUGUGCAUUAAGGCUCCCGCUCACUUUUCUAGUCUUCUCAUACAUUUGAAUGAAGGUGGGACUGUAUUGCUGGUUUUCUUGAUACCCUAAAAUACACUUGACACUUCGUCUCAUGGCAGCAUACCUCAAUCAUACUCUACUUCAUGGAUGACUGUCUAGAUAUUUCUCUAACCACAGUUUGAUUACAAAAUAAGGCAUAAAAUCUAACAAUCUAUUCCA
Somion occarium is the source of this 2229-nucleotide messenger RNA. The record is from the annotation of a GenBank genome assembly. NCBI's taxonomy places the organism in Eukaryota, Fungi, Basidiomycota, Agaricomycetes, Polyporales, Cerrenaceae.